Messenger RNA from Hypanus sabinus (Atlantic stingray), 2771 nucleotides. It is a transcript of the gene rassf4a, whose product is annotated as Ras association domain family member 4a. The record is from RefSeq and is a predicted model, not a curated record. The transcript is spliced from 11 exons. Bases 115 to 1116 code for a protein of 333 amino acids. Lineage: Eukaryota; Metazoa; Chordata; Chondrichthyes; Myliobatiformes; Dasyatidae. Gene Ontology annotation, biological process: signal transduction.
UCCAGCAUUUUGUAUGUUACUCAGGAUUACCAACAUGGUCACUUGCUACAAUGUAUCAUGAGCACAAGAAAGUCUGCAAACGGACUUUAGAGAGGGGCCAACCAUAAAGAAGAGAUGGAGGGAAGUCAGCACACUGCUCUUGUUAAAAUCAGCGAAGAGAAAUUCAUUUCAAAGUCAGAACUGUUAAUGCUUCUGAAGACCUACAACUGCUACCAAGAAGGGAAGAGUUUCCAGUUAAGGCAUAAAGAGGAUGAUGCAGAAUUGAUCAUUGAGGGGCUGCUAAACAUAUCAUGGGGCCUGAGAAGACCGAUACGGCUUCAGAUGCAGGAUGACAAUGAGCGCAUCCAUUUCUCCAGCUCCAAGUUGCUCCGUCCAGAGCUGGACAACAGCUCUCACAGAAAAGGAACUAUGUCGCGCAUCUUGAUAAAUACCAGUUUGUCUGAAGCUGAAAGUGAGUCGACUAGUAAGGAUGAUUUUCCACCAGACGUGAUGGGCGACACCAUUCCAGAGCCCUGUAGCACCGCCUGUGAGGAUGAAGUCCCUCAGCUCAUGCGGACAAAGAGUGAUGCAAGUUGUUUGAUCCAGCGUAGAAUAAAAUAUCACACACCAGGAGAGAACCAGCGAAUAAAACGGCACCGGUUCUCCAUCAACGGGCACUUCUAUAAUCACAAGACAUCGGUGUUUACCCCUGCCUAUGGGUCAGUGACCAAUGUCCGAGUGAAUAGCAGCAUGAACACCUCACAGGUCCUGACUCUGCUGCUCAAUAAAUUUCGGGUGGAGAAUGUUCCAGAUGAAUUUGCACUCUAUGUCGUCCAUGAAAGUGGAGAAAGAACAAAAUUAAAGGAUUCGGAAUACCCCCUUAUAGCACGGAUCCUGCACGGUCCAUGUGAGAAAAUCGCACGCAUCUUCUUGAUGGAGAAGGAUCUCGGUGAAGAGGUCACAUAUGAUGUUGCGCAGUACAUUAAGUUUGAAAUGCCAGUCCUUGAUAGCUUUGUUGAGAAACUGAAGGAAGAAGAGGAGAGAGAAAUAAACAAACUCACACUGAAGUACAGUGCUUUGAGAUCUAUGAUACAUCAGCAACUGGAAGAUCUAACAGAUUCAGAAGACUAUAUCUGAGCGAGCUCCAUCUCCUGCAACUCUGCAACCCCAGCAACCAGUUUGGAUAAGGUCUUCGCAACAAUAAACCAGUGGAUAGACAAGAUUCAUGCCUUCAAUUUGUUUAAAAUCACUGUGCCCUUUUGUAAAAAUGUGACUAUUACAAUCAGAACUUUUUCUAUUAAAUGUUCAUUGAAUUAGCAUUUAUUAAUGUGUAAUGCUUCAGAAAAACACUUUUAUACUUUAAGCAUUGCCUAAUUUAGCAGAACAACACACAAAAUGCUGGAGAAACUCAGCAAGUCAGGAUGCCUGUUGUUAGUUUCUCCAGCAUUUUACAUUAUUUUAUUUAGAGAUACAGCACAGAACCAACCCAAUGAGCCACACCGCCCAGCAACCCACCUAUUUAACCCUAGCCUAAUCACAGGACAAUAUACAUUGACCAAUUAACCUAGUAACCAGUACGUCUUUGGACUGUGGGAGGAAAUGAGAGCACCCAGAGGAAACCCACAUGGUCAUGGGAAGAAUGUGCAAACUCCUCUCAGACAGUGCCGGAUUUGAGCUCUGAACUCUGUCACCCCGAGUUGUAAUUGCAUUGUGUUAACCUCAACGCUACCAUAGUGCCCACUUUUGUGUCUGUUCCUCUGGAUUUUCAGCAUCUGCAGAAACUCUCGUGUUACUAAUUUAUUAUUAGACAUGCUAAAUUAAGUUUUAAGAGUGGACAUGUAAUUCAAGUGGAAUAUUUUGUUGGGAUGUUCUGUUAACAUGAGGCACUGUAUUGUUAGUCUUUUGUGAUCCGGGUAAGUUUCAAUAAGUCUGUACAACUGAAUGCCUCGCAUUUAUUGGGUAAAGAUUAUACUAUUUUGUCAUCAUGUAACAGUAAUAAUUAACUAAUAUAUGAUAAAUUGUAUUAUGUUAACCAUGUUUUUUAGUUGUACAAAUUUCAAUAUUUAAAUAACUUGAUUGUUGUUAAAUGCCAUCGAGUCAUCGACUCAUGGUGACCCUAUGGAUAACUAUCAUAAAUGAGUAUCGAUCCUUGCAAAGGUGGCUCAUUGUAGAUAACAUUGUUGUCCUUAUUGUGUCUGUCCAUCUGAUUGGCAGCCUUCCUCCCUUCCAUUUUCCUUCCACCUUGCCGAGCAUGGUGUUCUUUUCCAGGAAGCCGUUUCUUCGCAUGAUGUACUCAAAGUACAGUAGGUGGAGCCGCCAGAGAGAAAUGGUUUGAUCUCGUUGAGGAUCAAUUUGUUUGUUCUGUGAGAGGUCCACAAAGUGAGUAGUAUUUUUCUCCAGUACCACAGUUCAAAGACAUCAGUACGCUUCCUAUCCUUCUUCUGCACCAUCCAACUUCCAUACAUUGUCAUUGAGAACACCAUCGCCUGCACAAGUCAAAUAGUUGUACAUAGAGAUAGAUUCCUGUUCCUGAGGAUCGUCUCUAAAUCCUUCAUGACUGCUCUACCAAGGGCGAAUCUUUGUUGGAUUUCUUGACUCCUUAUCACUUUGGUGUUAAUCAUUGAUCCAAGUAAAUUGAAACUGUCAACCAUUUCAACUUCCUCUCCAUUGAGAUUGAAAUUGAUAGUGCAGCCAGUAGUCAGAAUCUUAGUCUUCUCCAGGCUAAGGUGCAGACCCAUCUCGAGGCUAUGUUCCUUGAUGUUGGUUAGCAGUUGCUUCAAUUCUUUUAAAGA